This is a messenger RNA of Syzygium oleosum, 1975 nucleotides long. Its product is annotated as protein SINE1-like. Bases 228 to 1868 code for a protein of 546 amino acids. NCBI's taxonomy places the organism in Eukaryota, Viridiplantae, Streptophyta, Magnoliopsida, Myrtales, Myrtaceae. Gene Ontology annotation, molecular function: microtubule binding. The record is from RefSeq and is a predicted model, not a curated record. Gene Ontology annotation, cellular component: microtubule. The transcript has 4 exons.
UCUCUCUCUACUUCUUGUUCUUGGUCUUGCCAGUACAUACCCCAUAUAUGUUGACAUCCCCCGUAAAGAGUUUCGGACAGUCUCGUCGCGGUUCCCGUGAUACCCGCCAUUGAUUUGAAGAGCCCCAUAGAUCUGAGGAUUCGGGCGGCGGAGAGCCAAAAUCAGUGCGUUGAAGGCGCGGCGGAAAGAAGGACCCUGUAACUUGAAGUCGCUUCUGACCGGUGAAAAUGGUUAGACUUCUCAGCGCGGUACUCCGUAAAGAGUUGGCUAAUUUGGAUAAGGAUGCUGAUAGUCGUAAAUCUGCAAUGAAAGCGCUGGAGUCAUAUGUUAGUGACAUGGAUUCAAAGACUAUCCCGAUCUUCCUUGCACAAGUAUCGGAAACCAAAGAAAUUGGGUCUGUAUCAGGAGAGUACACAAUUUCUCUCUUUGAAGUUCUUGCCCGUGUCCAUGGGGUUAACAUUGUUCCACAGAUAGAUAGCAUCAUGUCUACCAUUGUCAAGACCUUAGCUUCAAGUGCAGGAUCAUUCCCUCUUCAACAGGCCUGCUCGAAAGUAGUUCCAGCAAUCGCAAGAUAUGGAAUUGACCCUACCACACCAGAAAACAAGAGAAGGCACGUAAUUCAUGCUUUGUGUAAGCCUCUUUCAGAAUCUCUCUUGGGUUCUCAGGAGAGUUUAACUUCUGGUGCUGCCCUGUGUCUAAAAGCCCUUGUGGACUCUGAUAAUUGGCGGUUUGCAUCAGACGAGAUGGUGAAUAGAGUCUGUCAAAAUGUCACCGUUGCUUUGGAGGAGAAAACUACUCAAACUAACUCGCAUAUGGGUCUUGUAAUGUCAUUGGCAAAGCAUAAUGCCCUCAUUGUUGAAGCCUAUGCAAGACUGUUAAUACAAUCGGGACUGCGGAUCUUGCAUACUGGAAUUUCCGAGGGGAAUUCUCAGAAACGAUUAUCCGCCAUUCAGAUGGUGAAUUUCCUGAUGAAGAGCUUAGAUCCUAGGAGCAUAUAUUCUGAGCUUGAUUUGAUCACUGAUGAGAUGGAAAAAUGUCAGUCCGAUCAGAUGGCUUUUGUUAGUGGAGCUGCAUUUGAAGCUUGGCAAACUGCUAGGAGAAUUGCUGCAGAGGAAGGUUUAAAAUCAGAGAGAGAGUCCAGUUCAGUCACUGGGUCAAAUUUUGGCAGAAGACAGCAUGGUCGGAGGAGAGGUUGCUGGGGCUCUGGUGGGCGGUCAUCUGCAUCGGCCUCGCCUGAUUCUCAGACCCUCAAUUCCUUCAGUGGAUGUGAUUCCCUCUUCGAGUCACCAGUUUCAUCAAGGCAGGUUUCCCCUGAUCUGGAUUAUACUUGUAGAAGUGCGAACAGGAAGUUAUGGAGGUUUGAGAAUGGAGGGGUAGAUGCGUCUCUGAAGGAUGGUUUGUUAUCUCAGUUGGCUCACAGGAGUGGUGUCUCCUACACAAAUUCUGAAUGUGUGAGCUACCGUGAGUCGGAUCAUAGAGGAGGAAAUUACAGUGAUGAAUUUGAAGAUUUCAUGCAGGGAAGUCUCUCUGAUGGAGCAGCAGGACACAGUCCAAUUUCAACUCCCCAGAGUUCACCCUACAAUCAUGGUUCUCCCUGUGAUGCAAACAAGGUCAAAGCACAUGAAAAUAUGGGUGUUGAACAGUUUCAAGGCGGAUCAGAGUCAGUAUUAUCAACUGUCCAUUCUUUAGGGUCUCAUGAUGUGAUCUCUAAAGAUGCAAGAUCACGUCAGAUGUACGACAUCACGAAGACUCUGAAGAGAACCUUUCUAGCAGUGAUGUUUGCCCUGUUUUUCAUAUUGCUUGCAUUUGGCCCUUCACUAUUCUGGAAAGAUGUUAACUUUGAGAUUGGCCGUCUUGUACCAACUUAGAUGUUUACCAGUUGCUUUUAGGAUAGUCAGAACAUUUUACAGGUACUCAACAUCUUGUAUUUUCUUUUUUUUCUAAUGAGCAGUAAGCCAAUCUUAUCAAGAUAGCA